AUCAUUCUUUGUUCAUUGUUAUUUAAGGGUUAACUCAAGGACUUGGUGCUGUUUCGCAUCAACAGUAAGUUAACGGAAUAGAACGAAGGAAAAUUAGUUUUCUUUUCCCAAAAUGCUGCCGUACAAGCAUCUGAGUAAUGCCGAGGAGAAUCAGGAAGAGAAUGGUGACCGACAAAGAGCCAAGGCUGCACAUGCUCUACAAAUGUUAUGUUUAUCGGUCUUUCUAUUGCUUUUUCUGGGAGCCUCACUUUUUCAAUCACCCACGCCGCCGCGACGAAACCAUGAGCCAAAGUCGAAAGUUAAGCUUUUUUAUAGUUGCGAUAUGCAAUUAGUAGAAACAAUCCCAAUUGGCCUUAACUAUACCCAAAACAAUACUAGGCACAUAUCCACAUUUGACGCAUGGACUAAACUUUUGGACAAUGCCACCUCAACAAUAGACAUUGGGUCAUUCUAUUGGACGUUAAGAGGUGAAGAUACCGGCACUAAUCAUAGCAGCACUAAACAGGGUGAGGAGAUCUUUAAUCGUUUAUUGUCCAAUGGCGUAAAUAGUGAUAUCACAAAGAGACUGAAAAUCCGCAUUGCCCAAAGUGAGCCUUCAAGUUUACCACCUAGCAUGGACACCAAAAUCCUGGUCAGCAAUGGAGCUGCCGAUGUUGUUUCCAUAAACAUGCCCAAGUACUUUGAUGGCGGAGUUCUGCAUACAAAGCUUUGGAUUGUGGACGGUCAACAUUUUUAUCUAGGUAGUGCCAAUAUGGAUUGGCGUGCGCUCACACAGGUCAAGGAGAUGGGGAUACUCGGUCAAAAUUGUCCAGAAUUAGCAGCCGAUGUGAGUAAAAUAUUUGAGGCUUACUGGGUUUUGGGUUCUGAACAGCCAGACCAAUUACCUUCUUGGAGUAGAAAUUUGGACACUAUAUACAAUAUCGACUCUCCCAUGAAUGUGCAAUUGAAUGGAAAUAUUUCAAUGCAAGCAUUCAUAUCAGCUGCUCCGCCUUCUCUGGCACCGAAAAGCAGAACCAGUGACCUGGAUGCUAUAAUUAAUGUCAUCGACAAAGCCGUAUUGUUUGUAGAUAUUGCUGUCAUGGAUUAUUAUCCUUUAAUUAUUUACGAAAAAAGUAGACACUAUUGGCCCUACAUUGAUGAUGCUAUUCGUCGGGCAGCUGUUGGAAGGGGCGUGACGGUGAGACUGCUUAUCUCCUGGUGGAAGCAUUCGAACCCCUCUGAGGAUAAAUAUCUACGCUCAUUACAAGAACUCACGUCGCCGAAGGAAAAUAUUACAAUCGAAGUUCGACGUUUCAUUGUGCCCGUUGAUCCGGAUCAAGAAUCCUUGCCCUUUACACGUGUCAAUCACAACAAAUAUAUGGUUACAGAUCGAGCUGCAUAUAUAGGUACUUCGAAUUGGUCUGGCGACUAUUUUAUCAACACUGCUGGCAUCGGCCUGACCCUAAGCGAGACACAUUAUACGGAAAGUGAUCAGAAUAUUCGCCACGAUUUGCAAUCGGUUUUCGACCGGGAUUGGAAUAGUCCUUAUGCUCAUGAAUUCAAAUAAGGCAUCAGGAAUUAUUUUUUUUACUUUCUAUAUCUUUCUAUCCUUUUCACUUUUAUAUAGAUCUCCAAAAGUUUUUAUAUAUUUUAUAUUGAUAAAUUUUUGUAAUGCCAAAUAAAUUUGAGCACGCUAUACAUAUGUACACAUGCAUAUAAAUCAUAUGCAUUGGAUUAAUUUUUACGAAUAAAACUAUUAACUUUUUUGAACAUA
Drosophila willistoni is the source of this 1753-nucleotide messenger RNA. It is a transcript of the gene Pld3, whose product is annotated as 5'-3' exonuclease PLD3. The record is from RefSeq and is a predicted model, not a curated record. Bases 113 to 1546 code for a protein of 477 amino acids. Gene Ontology annotation, molecular function: catalytic activity. The transcript has 2 exons. Lineage: Eukaryota; Metazoa; Arthropoda; Insecta; Diptera; Drosophilidae.